AUCCGGCCGUGUCCAUCGCCGAGCCAGCGCCGUGUUGGACAGGACAUCCCAUCUUUCGAGCUCCUUCCCUCAUGCCGAUCGCUACGACGGGCCUCGUGGCCGUGAUCGUGGUCGUCUGCGUCUUCUGGCUCCUCGUCUUCCUCGCCUUCUCGCUGAGCAUCCGCGUCGUCAACCACGCCGAGGUCAUGAUCCUCGAGCGCUUUGGCCGGUACAAGAUGACGCUGCUGCCUGGCAUCCACUUUAUCGUGCCCGUCAUCGAGCGCGUGCGCCCGAUCGCGUGGCGCCACCUGAGCCGCCGCAUCAUGAGCGGCGACGCGCCGUCCGUCUCGAUCAUGAGCGAGACCGUCGACAUGCGCGAGCACGUGAUCGAGUUUGCGCGCCAGCAUGUCAUUACAAAGGACACGGUCAUGAUCGACAUUGACGCGCUCGUGUACUUUCGCAUCGUGGACCCGCGCCUCGCCGUGUACAAGGCGCAGAACAUCCCUGACUCGGUCGAGCUCGUCACGCAGGCGACGCUGCGCAACAUCAUUGCGACCAUGACGCUCGACGACACGUUUUCGUCCCGCGACGAGAUCAACACGGAGCUCCUCAACCGCGUCAAGCCCGACGUCGAGCGCUGGGGCGUCACGAUCACGCGCGUCGAGAUCUUUGACAUUGUGCCGCCCAACGACAUCAAGCUCGCGAUGGAGCAGCAGAUCAAGGCCGAGCGCGAGCGCCGCUCCGAAGUCUUGGAGGCGGACGGGCAGCGCGAAAGCUGCAUCGUCAACUCGCGCGGGGACGCUGCCGGCCUCGUGCUGCGCGCCGAGGGCGACCGUGCGUCGACCUUGCUCAAGGCGACGGGUCUCGCCGAAGCCAAGAUGCUCUCGUCCAAGGCCGAGGCGCAGUCGAUGGAAGCGAUUCGCGCUGCGAUCAACGAAGUGGGCGUCCGCGCCGUCGACUAUCUCACGGCUAUCCAGUACCUCAACAUUUUGCGCAAGAUCAACGUCAACCAAGGCAAUCUGCGCCUCGUCUUGGUGCCCAUGGACACGGUCCGCGGCAUCAACGAGCUCGUCAAGAUGAACGCGUAGGCAAUUGCGUAACCUGACCUGCUACUACAUGCACAUUAACGUC
Molecule: messenger RNA, 1110 nt
Organism: Saprolegnia parasitica CBS 223.65
Lineage: Eukaryota; Oomycota; Saprolegniomycetes; Saprolegniales; Saprolegniaceae
Exons: 4
Coding region: 72-1067 (331 amino acids)
Cellular component (GO): membrane
Source: RefSeq, a predicted model, not a curated record